Solanum dulcamara is the source of this 922-nucleotide messenger RNA. RefSeq names its product bax inhibitor 1-like. The record is from RefSeq and is a predicted model, not a curated record. The transcript has 5 exons. NCBI's taxonomy places the organism in Eukaryota, Viridiplantae, Streptophyta, Magnoliopsida, Solanales, Solanaceae. Gene Ontology annotation, cellular component: membrane. The coding region runs from base 100 to 831 and encodes 243 amino acids.
UGUUUGUAACGAACUUAGCAAAAAAAUCACUUGUCUGUAUAAACAGAGCUCAUUUUCGUUCUCUCUGUAAAAAAUAAAAAAAGGAAAAAAAAGAAGAAGAUGAAUUUCUCGGAGGCGAUUAAUGCUGUGAAAUGGUACUUCAAUAGGAAUUGGAACAGAGAUGACAUGAUGAAUUUCGAUGAAAUUCCCGAUGAAGUUCACAGAAACUUGAAGAAGGUGUAUCUUACUCUCUUCUGUGCCGUGUUGUGCUCUACUUUUGGAUCCUAUUUGCAAUGGAUCACGAUAGCCGGGGGGCAAUUCACAGUCCUUUCUUAUGUAACAAGUUUAAUCAUGCUUUACAUUACUCCACCAGGGAGAGUGAACACAAGGUUCUUACUGUUGAUGUUUGUUGCCUAUUCAUUUGGUGCUUCUGUUAGUGCUUUUCCAAAUUAUCUUUUCGAAAUCAAGCAACGCAUUGUUCUCAGAAUUUUGGCAGGUAUAACUAUUGGCUCUGGAAAUUUACUGUAUAGAGCCACCAGAACAAGGGAAAGGAGUGAAAUCUACAUCGGUUGCCUGCAAUAUUGUUGUGGUCUAGCGCUCUAUGGCAUUGUUUUUAUUCUCUUGGACAAAAGCCGCACAGCUCUUUGGGUGAUAAACAUACACACUCUGCAGAUAUUAUUCAUGGGGUACCUUGUGAUAUAUAGCCAAGAAAUAGUGUACGAUGCUAACUUUGGAGAUAUUAACUUCGUCAACUGCACAUUCACCGUCUUCUUCCAUUUACCGGGCAUAGUGAUGCAUGCUGCAAGACUAUACCUUCAGAGUGCAGAAAUUGAGCAACAUGAACAGAAUUAAAGCGGAUGCACCUUGGAACUAUAGAGAGUAGAAUGUGCACCUUACUGUAAAUGAUGAACAAAUAUUCUUUUGUGUCUAAAGAACUUGAAUA